Messenger RNA from Mytilus trossulus (common blue mussel), 2525 nucleotides. Its product is annotated as hemicentin-1-like. The coding region runs from base 180 to 2525 and encodes 781 amino acids. Gene Ontology annotation, cellular component: cell surface. Lineage: Eukaryota; Metazoa; Mollusca; Bivalvia; Mytilida; Mytilidae. The record is from RefSeq and is a predicted model, not a curated record. Gene Ontology annotation, biological process: heterophilic cell-cell adhesion. The transcript has 9 exons.
UUUAACACACAUAUACGACACAUCAACGUACCAGUAUCACACGUUUACACACACACACACACAUACAUACAACAUACAUGUUAUUGCAUGGAUAUGAAUAAAUAGAUUCACUGCAUGGAUAACCUAUAGUAAAAAUAAGAUAACGUUUUUGUAUUCGAGGAACACGGAAGUGUUUUGAAAUGGAUGUUAUGGGAUGUGCUGUUCUAUUCUUUAUAUCACAGAAAUUCGCUAACGCAAUAACUCUGACCUCAUCAUCUGAUGGUGCUUCUGUUGGUGUUGACUUCACGUUAUCCUGUCAAUCGAAUGUACUCAGUAUUGUUUUCAAUAGAGAUGGUAAUGUAGUAUGUACAAUAACAGGUGAUAAUUCAGAUGGUACCUGUCGUUUCUUUGGCGAUUGCAACAAUAAUUAUCAAUAUCACUGUAAUGAUAGUAUUGGUGUGUACGACCUGACAAUACCCAGUUCAUAUGACAUUGACACUUUACAUGACAGUAAUUGGCGAUGUACCGUACCAUCAACAUCCGCAAAUUCACCAACUAUUCAGCUAUAUGUGUAUGUUCCAAUUACACAAGUAUACAUUACAACAAACCCAAUGGAUGAUAAUCCACCAGGUAUUAUAUUGAACAGAAGUAAAACCUUCACAUGUACAACAAAUGCAGGUAGACCAUCAUCAAGGAUACAAUGGUAUAAAUCUACAGACAACAUUACUGGUUUCGCUACUCCUCAGCCCGAUGCGAAUUGUAAUAAGGAGAAAUGUAGAUCGUCUAGUGAGCUUACGUACACUGGAAUCAAAUCUGACGACGGGAAAGUCAUAUACUGUACAGCUGUCAAUGGUCAAGGUCAAACUGUCAGAUCAGAAAACAAAUCCAUUGUCAUUUGGUAUGGACCGAGUAAUGUUACCAUAUCCCCACAAACACUAAUCUAUAGAGUUAAUGAGUCAGCAGGUACUGUUGGACCAGUUACUUGUCAAGCCCAUGACUGCAAACCUGAAUGCAAAGUCAAAUGGAUUGGACCAAAAUUUACUGGUGAUACCUCCACGACCUCAUCUGUACUGAACCUGCGAAACAUCUUCAGGAACCAGACAGGGAACUAUUUUUGCAGUGCAUCAAAUCAGGCCUGGAAUAAGACUUCUGAUUAUAUUAGUGUUAUUGUUAAUUAUCGUCCAACCAAAGUCAUCAUUAUCCCAUCAAGUCAGGUUUACACUGUUCAAGAGACCACCGAUAGCAUUGGACCAAUUAAUUGUACAGCUGAUUGUAUACCUGAAUGUACAAUGACAUGGAAUGGACCUAAUAUUCCUGAUGGUACCACAUCUGUAUUGAAUUUACAGAACAUCGAUAGAAACCAGGCAGGAGACUACCGGUGUAUGGCUACAAACAUUAUUGGCAGUGAGAUGUCUGUUAUAGUGAAUAUUAAGGUUAAUUACGGACCAGGACAGGUUAACAUUGAGCCAAACACACUGAUAUACACGGUAACAGAGACAACAGGAGAGAUUGGUCCUAUCACAUGCACAGCUGAAUGUAAUCCUAAUUGCUCAAUGUCAUGGACAGUACCAAAUAUUCGUAGUGGAGCUUUAUCCGUACUUCAUCUACAGAACAUUGAUCGUAAUCAAGCAGGGAGCUAUAUGUGUACGGCAACAAAUAAUUACGGGAAUAAGACAUCUUCAACUGUCAGUGUUAUUGUUGAGUACGGUCCAAGGAAAGUUAACAUAAUACCUUUAAAACAGAACUUCACAGCUAUAGAGGCAGUUGGAAAUAUUGGUCCUAUUAACUGUACAGCUGAUUGUAAACCUGAAUGUACUAUGACAUGGAAUGGACCUUAUCUCCCAGAAGGCAUUACAUCUGUACUAUACCUGCAGAACAUCAACAAAACCCAAGCGGGAAAGUAUUCGUGCAUUGCUUCAAACAGUGUUAGUAGUCUGGCAUCUAGUCAUAUUAACGUUAUUGUUAACUAUGGCCCUGCUGUUGUUGAUAUUUCACCUCAAAAACAGUUUCACAUAGUAAACGAAACUGACAGAGUGACAAAUAUAACAUGCACAGCAGAUUGUAACCCCAGAUGUAUAUUGACAUGGACAGGACCUAAUUUGCCUGCCAAACUUCCUGGUCAUGCGUCAUCUAUGCUGAAUAUUCCCAAUAUUGCCAGGAACCAAUCAGGAACGUACAAAUGUAAUGCUUCGAAUACUGUUGGUAGCAAGAUAUCAUUACCUAUAAAUAUUAGUGUGAACUUUCUACCAGCAGUGAAUACUAUUUUUGGAAACAGAUCAUUUCAUGAAAACGACACUGCUGUAUUUUCAUGCAAUGUGGAGAGUAGACCAUCUUCGAACAUAACAUGGUUAUUUGGGGAACAGAUCCUUGGAAAAACUUAUAUGAUUUUUGUUCACGAUAAACCGGAACAAAACAAGAAUGUCCAACUUAGUACACUGAAUAUCACUCAAAUUGGAUGCUUAUCAAUGGGGAAAUAUACUUGUGCUGCUAACAACAUCAUCGGUGAAGAUACGAAAAAAAUUGACAUCGACGUAAGAUGUAAGUGA